AUGAAUGAAAACGUUCGCGUUCCAGCUCCCGAAGUUGUUCGUGGCGAACGUUACUCCUUCAGUCCCGAUUGGUUCGGUCUGGGCUGCAUCGUCUACGAGAUGAUCAUGGGUCAGCCGCCCUUCCGCAAACGCCGGGAACGGGUCAAACGAGAAGAAGUAGAUCGUCGAGUCUGUGAGGACGCUGAGGAGUACAACUUCAAGUUUUCAGAGACAUCGAAGGACUUUUGCAAACUGAUGUGCUUCUGCGCGGUCGUAGAGCUGGACCAGAAUGCGAAUGUCAUUGGCCUUUGUGCCGGUCUCUAUGGACCCUGUACCCUCUCUCUCAUCAGAUAUGUUUCUGGGAUGUAUUCUCUAGCUCCUGGUGAUAAGCUAUUGAUCUUUGUCAUCCAGUGUGUCCUCGUGCGUCCGUAA
This is a messenger RNA of Dibothriocephalus latus, 411 nucleotides long. The record is from the annotation of a GenBank genome assembly. Lineage: Eukaryota; Metazoa; Platyhelminthes; Cestoda; Diphyllobothriidea; Diphyllobothriidae.